This is a messenger RNA of Amphibalanus amphitrite, 1854 nucleotides long. RefSeq names its product tumor protein D53-like. NCBI's taxonomy places the organism in Eukaryota, Metazoa, Arthropoda, Thecostraca, Balanomorpha, Balanidae. Bases 773 to 1516 code for a protein of 247 amino acids. The transcript is spliced from 5 exons. The record is from RefSeq and is a predicted model, not a curated record. Gene Ontology annotation, cellular component: cytoplasm.
UCUCAUGUCUUCUGAUCCGUCCGCCAGUCCCUGUCGGGGCUCGACCCGUUCGUCUAUCAGCCUGUCUUUCGACUGUCCGUCGGCUGUCACGGCCCGACGUGCACUCAGCUGACGGCUGUCACGGCCGGCUGGUGUCUCGUCCCGGCCGAUGCGGCCCUCCGCCCGUUCCAAUCGGCUCCCUGGCCGCCGUUCACGGCCCCUGAGCCGUGGCGUGAGCGGUGGAGACUUUCUCCCGGGGCUCGGCCGCUACCGUUACCUGCGCGCCUAACUCCCCACCUGGCCGAUGGCGGCGCUGGCGGCGGCGCACGACAGGUCACGUGACGGCGCAAUGGUGCUCUAGCCCCCGUCACGUGACCGGUGUUGGACGGCGACGGUGUCCAGCUGUUGAAGCAGGAGUGGCUGGGCGGUUGUGCUGGCGUGGCCUUCCAGUUGUGGAACUCUGCUGCCACGCUGACCGCUGCUGUGGCAGUGACUGCUUGUGUGGUGCCAUACAGUGGUGUGCCUGUGUGUAGUGGGAAUUUCGGCAAGGUGUUGGCCGGCCUGAUUCGCCCCUGUGUUUCUGUGUGUGCGUCGGGCGAAGUCCCUUGGGGGACGGCGGCAUUAUCACUUGCGGAGAGCUUGAGAAGCAGGCCGCCGGAGGGACGAUUGUCGACCCCCGGCGGUCGGCCGGUGACCCCCGGUGACUAUACGGUGACCUUUGGUAACCUGCCGCGACCGACCGCCGACUGUCGUAUCUCGUUGUGACCGGCUCGUCGGAGGACUUCCCGUCGGUAUGAGCAGCAGUACCGCGUGGCCAGCAGUGCCUCGGCGCAGCUCGGCGGAAGACGAGUACCACGAGGACCCCGUGGCCGACCUGUGUCUGUCGGGCCUGCCGGCCGGCGGGUCAGCAGCCGCCUCUGGUCCCACCCGACCCCCGGAUGUGGCACUGCCGCUGCAUGAUCCUGACUGGCGCUUUGAGGACGGCUCAGAGAUGCCCAGUCUGUCUCCGUCGGCUGACUCGGGCGUGGUGGACGCCUUCUCAGGACUCACUCCUGAGGAGCAGGAGCAGCAGCGGCAGCAGUGGAAGGAGGAGCUGGCCAGGUUGGAGGAGGACAUUCUGUUGAUGCGGGAGACCCUGCAGGCCAAGAUGCGCGAGGCCCAGGUGCUGAAGCAGAAGCUGGGCAUCACCGUGUGGACCGAGUUCACACAGGAUGUCAACCAGAGCCUGCAGAGCGUCCGGCAGUCACAGGCCUACCAGAGGACGGGCGCGGCGCUGAAGAGCACCGGCGAGAAGGCCUCUGGCCUGUUCGCCGGCCUGGGAGCCAAGAUCAGCGAGGCGCGGGAGUCGGCCGCCUUCAAAACGGUCGAGGAGCGGAUGGGCACCAUGGUCAACUCGGUCAAGAGCAAGGUAUCGACAUCACACAGCAACUCGACACAGUCAUUUGACGAGGCGCUGCGAGAGGCCGAGGCGGCGCAGCAGAAACAGGCGGCGGCCGCCGCGGCGCCUCCUGCCGGCGGCGGCGAAAAACCUCAGUAGGCGCCAGCCGCGCAGCCGCCCGCGGCGGGCCCACACCCAUUCCAGGAGGCCGGCGGCGAACCGACCGCCGGCACACAGAGACAGACAGUCAGACAGAGAGACAGCGCGUUUAUUUACACCGUGUCGUGGCUAGCGUAGCGGGCUGGAGGGGCGGUCCCUCUCAGCCAGUGUAUUUAUUGGUGCGCGCGCGCGUGCCGUAGUGUUCUGUUGAGACGGCGUCUGUUUGGUUGACGGUGGCGUGGCGCCCGACGCCGCAUAUCACGGUCGGCAGCGGCCGGCGCCGUCUGACGGGCCGGCCGGCCAGCCAGCCGUGAGGCAAUACAUCAGUUAGACGACGA